AUGGCUCAAUGUCGUGCUUUCAUGUUGCUUAUGCUGGUUUUGUACGCCCAAGCUCAAGCCCAAGUCUCAGACGACUACUACUAUCCAGACCCAGCCCUGGACACUAAGGAACAGGAAGCGGUCUACUCGGUUUUGGAGGCGGCGAACCCUGAAGUCGACUGGCGGUCAGCCUACCCCUCCGACCUCUGCUCCGCGGGCCCCCAUGGCGUUGCCUGUGAUCCUGACUCAGCGAACAGCAGCCUCGCCCAUGUUACGAAGCUCAGCCUCGGUUGGGUUUCCGACUACUCCAACAACCCCCCUUGCUCCGCCACCAACGCCUCAUUCUCCCCUUCAAUCCUUAACCUCCCCUUUCUCAACUCCCUCUUCUUCUACCGCUGCUUUGUGGCCGAGAGUCGAAAUGGUACUUUUACCCUCCCUCCCUAUCUUGGCUCUCUAGGGCCUCAGCUCGAGGAGCUUGUCCUCCAUGAGAACACUGCCAUCUCCGGAGCGGUGCCUCAAGAGCUUGGUGCACUCGUUGGUCUCCGUCGUCUCGUGAUCUCAGGCUCGUUGCUUGCUGGCCCGGUGCCUUUCGAGCUCGGGAACCUUGCUCGCAUUGAGAAGAUAGAUUUGAGCAACAACGAGUUGAGUGGGUGUGUUCCCGAUUCCAUUGGUGGUUUAGGAGCUCUGGUGGUUCUUGACCUAAGCCGAAACAAUCUGAGCUGCACGAUUCCAUCUAGUCUGGGCAACCUUUCGAAGCUCUCCAAGCUUGAUUUGAGUGAGAAUGUGUUUUCUGGUGAGAUUCCGGCAGCCUUUGCCCGCUUGAUUAUUCUCGAGAUGCUUGAUCUUAGCCGGAACAAUCUUUCCGGCGGGUUUCCGUCCAUCAUCUCAAAAAUGCGUCAUUUGAGAGACCUUCAAUUGAGCGAGAACCCAUUGGGUGGCUCUUUGCCGGAUGAGAUAUGGCGCCAUUUGGUGGGUCUGGUGAGCCUGGGCGCAUCGAGAACAGACCUUGUUGGUGAGAUACCAAGCUCCAUGGGCGAGCUCCAUGGCCUCGCGCACUUGGCCCUGGACCACAACGCCCUAACUGGGUCCAUACCAUUCGAGCUCUCGCGACUCGAGAGCAUUCAACACAUGGACCUGAGCUCGAACAGGUUGACCGGCGUGGUUCCAUUCUCGGCUGAUUUCGUUGGGAGAUUGGGGCCGAAGCUGCGGCUCGAGGGCAAUGCCGGGUUGUGUUGUGGCUCGGAGAUGACACCUUCUUUUGCUAUGAGGCUCGAUUUCGGGGGCUGCUCGGCUGCGAGCAUGGGCCAGUCUCUGAUAGAUCGUGGCUCCAUCCACGGCUCUCAUGGUUCGCGCCCUUUGGUCAAGAGCUCCCUUCUCCUCUUUGGAGCUCUGCUUUUUGUUCUGGUUUGGUGUUUGAAUUGGUUCUGA
Amborella trichopoda is the source of this 1407-nucleotide messenger RNA. RefSeq lists its product as uncharacterized. The record is from RefSeq and is a predicted model, not a curated record. Gene Ontology annotation, molecular function: protein binding. NCBI's taxonomy places the organism in Eukaryota, Viridiplantae, Streptophyta, Magnoliopsida, Amborellales, Amborellaceae.